ACUGUUUUGUUUUCUUCAAAUUUCGUUUCUUUUCUUUUCCUUUUCGUAGCUGACUUUUGACUUCACAUCUAAGCAUAAGCAAAGAAGCAAGCGAGAAACGGGAAAAGCGAAACGCAAAAGCGGUUGUUGAAUUUGGAUGUGGAAUUGUGGCGUUCGAAUUGGAGGAAGAGAGAGUAAAACAGGAUUAGCAUAACCGCAGAAGCAGGAGCAGAAUCGCGUUUCGAUGGAGGCGGUGGCCGAGGGUCUAUGGGGACUCGCGGAGUACCACGAGACGAGAGGAGAAAUUGGGAAAGCAGUGAAGUGCCUGGAAGCCAUAUGCCAAAGCGAGGUUUCGUUUUUCCCAAUCGUUGAGGUCAAGACUCGUCUUCGCAUUGCCACACUUCUCCUCCACCAUUCGCACAACGUGAACCACGCCAAGUCCCACCUCGAACGUUCCCAAUUGCUUUUGAAGUCUAUUCCGUCUUGCUUCGAAUUGAAGUGCAGAGCGUAUAGCUUGCUCAGCCAGUGUUACCAUCUUGUCGGAGCUAUUCCACCGCAGAAACAGGUCUUGCACAAGGGACUUGAGCUCACUGCAUCUGUUGGAUACGAGAUUUCAAUGAAGUUGUGGUCUUGCAACUUCAAUUCACAGCUUGCAAAUGCUUUAUCUAUUGAAGGGGACUACCAGGGUUCAAUCUCUGCUUUAGAGUGUGGAUUUGUAUGUGCUACUGAAGUAUGCUUGCCAGAGUUGCAGGUAUGCUGUCAAAAGUUACAAAUUUACAACUUACGUGGAAAGAUGUUUUUUGCCACUUCAAUAUUGCAUGUCCGACUCAUGCAAUGGGAUGAUGAUAAUUUGGUAGAGCAAGCUGUUAAUAAAUGCAACGAGAUUUGGGAGUUAAUCGAUCUAGAUAAACGACGACAAUGCCCUGGCUUACUAUUUUAUAAUGAAUUACUUCACAUAUUCUACCGAUUGCGACUAUGUGAUUACAAGAAUGCUGCACCCCAUGUAGACAAUCUGGAUGCUGCCAUGAAGGUUGAUAUGCAGCAAACGCAGCAAAUACAGGAGCUAGUGAAGGAACUUGAAGUUCUAGAUCAAAGUCUCUCACGGUCUGACCUUCACUACAGGGAUAGGACAGCAUUAUCUAGAAAGCAAACACUGAUUAAGGAGCAACUCAGCAGCAUGACUGGGUUGAAUUUAAUUGGGCAGGAAUCACUGCAACCAGUGUAUUUUGGGAAUAUCAGAAGGACCAUAGGAGAUAAACUUCAAUUAGCACCUCCUCCCAUUGAUGGUGAAUGGCUUCCUAAAAGUGCUGCCUAUGCAUUGGUUGAUCUAAUAGUUGUUGUAUUUGGGCGCCCAAAGGGACUUUUUAAGGAAUGUGCUAAACGCAUACAAUCUGGGAUGCAUAUAAUACAAGAUGAGUUAGUAAAGCUUGGAAUUACUGAUGGUGUUAGAGAAGUGGAUUUACAACACUCUUCUAUCUGGAUGGCUGGUGUGUACUUAAUGCUACUAGUUCAGUUUCUUGAAAACAAAGUGGCUAUUGAACUCACACGAGCAGAAUUUGUUGAAGCACAGGAGGCUUUGGUACAGAUGAAAAAUUGGUUCAUGCGGUUUCCAACCAUAUUACAGGCCUGUGAAUGCAUCAUUGAGAUGCUUAGAGGUCAAUAUGCUCAUUCAGUUGGCUGUUACAACGAAGCUGUUUUUCAUUAUAUCGAGGCAGUGAAGCUUACAGACAGCAAAUCAAUGCAAGCUAUGUGCCAAGUUUAUGCAGCUGUCUCCUACAUCUGCAUUGGUGAUGCUGAAUCUUCUUCACAGGCACUUGAUUUGAUCGGCCCAGUUUAUGGAGUAAUGGAUUCUUUUGUAGGAGUUAGAGAAAAGACCGGUGUUCUUUUUGCUUAUGGUCUUUUAUUGAUGAAGCAACAGGAUCUACAAGAAGCAAGAAAUCGCCUGGCAAGGGGAUUGCAGCUGACGCAUACAUAUUUGGGAAACCUUCAACUUGUUUCACAGUAUUUGACAAUCCUAGGCAGUUUGGCCCUUGCAUUACGUGACACCGUACAAGCCAGGGAGAUAUUGAGAUCUUCUUUGACUUUAGCAAAGAAACUUUAUGAUAUUCCUACUCAGAUUUGGGUGCUAUCUGUUUUGACCGGUUUAUAUAAAGAAUUAGGUGAAAGGGGAAACGAAAUGGAGAAUGUGGAGUAUCAGGCAAAAAAAACAGAAGAUUUGCAGAGGAGACUUGCUGAUGCACAUGCAUCCAUUUAUCAUAUUGAAAUAAUUGACAAAAUAAGACUUCAAGUCCACCAAUUAAACGAUUUGGACAUCAAGCGUGCAAUGGCAGACCCAGCUCUGGGAGUCAAUCUUGAUAUCCCAGAAUCUAUUGGUCUGUCAGCAGCCAUGCCUGCUCCUUCAUCGUCAAGACUUGUUGAUAUAGACACCAGAAGACGUGGAAAACGGAGACUAUAGUGUGUUCCUUGUGCAGGCAAAACCAUUAUAUUUUUUGUGAAUUACUUGCAAGCUAUUGAUCCAAGGUCCAAGUGGGUUGAAGAGUUUAGCAGAUAGGGUUUCCAGCAAGCUUUCUUUUCACACGCAUCACUGUAAAAGAUUCUGUACAGUUAAUUAGAAUGUUUUGCAAAAGUUAUAGAUGGAAUAGAUAUUAGAAGUUACCAAUUAACAUUUAGAAUAGGUGUUUAUUUCUAUUUUAUUCUUUUUGUAUCGAAAGAGAAAAAAAAAAGUAGAAUAGUUUUUUUUAAGGCAGGUCCUUAGGAUUGUGUUUGUUCAGCUGUUUAUAGCAUUUUUCAAUUCAAAGAAAUCAGUAUGCUUUCUUAUUUGAAGAUGUUAUAUGUAAAUUAAUUGCAAUGGUUUUACUGAAAUAGAAUUUCAUGUACACUACAUCUA
Messenger RNA from Vigna radiata var. radiata (mung bean), 2866 nucleotides. RefSeq names its product sister chromatid cohesion protein SCC4. The transcript has 13 exons. Gene Ontology annotation, molecular function: protein binding; double-stranded DNA binding. The record is from RefSeq and is a predicted model, not a curated record. NCBI's taxonomy places the organism in Eukaryota, Viridiplantae, Streptophyta, Magnoliopsida, Fabales, Fabaceae. Gene Ontology annotation, biological process: mitotic sister chromatid cohesion; maintenance of mitotic sister chromatid cohesion. Gene Ontology annotation, cellular component: SMC loading complex; chromatin. The coding region runs from base 224 to 2434 and encodes 736 amino acids.